Vitrella brassicaformis is the source of this 10503-nucleotide messenger RNA. Lineage: Eukaryota; Vitrellaceae. The record is from the annotation of a GenBank genome assembly.
AGCGAAUCAGUCAGUGUCUUGAUUCAAACGGCAGCACCACACACACAGUGUAGGCAAGGCAUGUAGGUCUUCGCAUCACCCAUCGUCACCAUCACCAUCAUGACAACAGACAGGAACCACAGCUAGGUGAGUCAUGGCUGAUGGAUGGAUGGCUGGACACCGCACGCACUCACGCACCCACGCACUGAAUUGAGCGAAGACAGCCACCGGAAAGCCAGACAAACACACCCACAGCCAGGGACCCUCACCUAUCCUCACCCACCCGAAAAGAACACAAUGAAGCACAACACGCACACAUGAAGACGACAUGGCAUGGCAUGUAGUGUGAAGUGUGCGAGAUCCAUAUGUUUGUAUGAGUGAGUAGAGUGUAUGUACGAGCCACUGGGUGAGUGAAUUGCCUGCCAUUGAGGGUGGGGCCGAGCCAACAUGACAUGACAAAACUGUCCGUCGUCGAAUUAGUCGCCCCCGCACCAGUUAGGCGAGCGGGGAUGGAUGAAUGGAUGGAUGCAUCGAUGAAGCCACGCACCGAUCAACCCCACACGCUCGCUCGACCACUCACUCACGCGGCCACUUGUCUGUCUUGAGAAACAUCAUUCAAGUGCGGCGACACGCAUCGCAUCGCGUGUCCCUGCAGGUCCGCAGGGACACACGCACACGUUUCCAACCGGCAGGUCGAUGGACAUGUAGAUAGACAACCAGAGAGGCGGGCCGCUCCGCUCUCUCCCCUCUCCCACCCCAGAAAUCACUGACUGACUGAUGUUGAUGGGUGGAUGACUGAGACACAUGCCAUCCACGGGCUCGCCUCACUCGCCCGCUCGCUCACUGAGUGCGAUGGAUGAAUUACUCUUGGCUGGCUCUAAAACACGCACCAAUCCCACCCCACCCCUCCCCUCCCCUCCCACCCCGGCCCGGCCCGUCCCUCCUCAGUGUGGGCGAGGCGAAGAGCACUCAGAAUGGACGUCCGCCAGGCAUCGUCUGGAACUGAUCGAUCAUAUAGAUUAGAGACAGACAGACACAGAGAAGAGACACCAGUUUCCGUCGGAAAGGCAGGCCGGCCUCUCGUGUGCAGUGCAGUGCAGUGCAAUGCGUGUGUACCUGUGGCUGCAUGCCCAUUCCUCCCGUGGUGCCCAUGGCCAUGCCGGGGUUGGCUGCGGCCGCCGGCAUGUUGGGCAUACUCGGAGGCAUCCCCGGCUGCAUCGUGCCAAACCCACCAGGAUUCGUCAUGCCACCACCUGACACACAAACGGAGGGAAAGAGGGAGGGACGCGAACACACACACGUCUGAUGCAUUGCCGUGGCCGUCUGCGUGUGUGUGUGUGUGUGUGUGGUAGCUGACUGAGUGGGUUUGGGUUAGACAUCAUUCCUGGUGGCGCCAUGAGGGCAAGCUGACCCAUCCCCUGCAGCAUCGGAUUCACUGACAAACACCACAAACGAACACACAAUCACACACACACGCACAGAGGACACACUCGGAUGGUCCAUUCUUGUUGCUGUGGCCUGUGGUGUGUUGUGUGUGUGUGCGGCUGACUGACUUGGCAUGAAGUCCGGGACGUAGUCGUUAGGUGCGGAUUUCUCCUUCUGUUCCUCCUCCUCCUUGUGCUCGAUCUUCUUGUCCAGCGCAUCCACCCUGUAUGUGUAUUCACGCACAAUCUGACACACACACACAGACACACACGCGGGAACAAAUCAAUCAGAGCACACAACAUACAUAAUAAGCUGGUUUUCCUCCCCAUCUCGUCUGGUCUGUCUGCUCUGCAGCAAGGUAAGCAGGCACCUGGAUCAUGUAAGGCAUGACUUGGUCCAUGAACCUGUUCCGCCACGCCAGCUCGAGAGCAAUGUCCGGGCGGAUGAGGUCAUAGCACACGUACAGACAAGACGCGAAGCAAUCUCGGUCCUGGAUCUCCACAAAAUACCUAGUGAUUGAUUAUAGAUAGGAGGGCAGGCAGCACAGCAACCACCACACACAUACACACACAGUGCAGUGCACUGCACUGCACGCCCUCCUCUGCCCGCCCAGCUGCCUCACUUGAGCAGUGAUUCCGCGAGCUCCUGGUUGCCGCUGUCGCGUGCUGUCUCCAUGGCAUCCUGCAACGACAUGGAUGGAUGGAUGGGCAGCAGUGGGUGGGUGUGUGGGCUGCUGUGCUGUGGGUGGCGUGAGGCACCCACCUGGUAUAGCCUGUCGAUCUUGGAGAGCUCAAUGGACUGCUUGAACCGCUUGUUCUUGCGGUAGAGGAGACACGCUAUCCGCCGCAUCUCCAGGAGGUCGUGCUUCUCCACCCGCUGGGCCAGCGCCAGCUGGUCGAAGUUGUCGUACUCCUCAAUAGACUGCCUGCUCAACAAGUCACAUGACACACACACACACACACACAUGGGAAUGCGUGGCUGGCUCGUCCAUCCAUCCAUCCAUUCAUCCAUCCGUUGAUUGUGUGCAUGGCGUUGUGUCACUCAGGUACCUGAGCGACUCGUGGUCCUCUCCGUCGACGUAGAGGUCGUUGAGGGCGUCGUUGACCUCCUUGAUGUUGUGCUGCUGCACCUGCUUCAUGUACGGGAUGAUCAGCGGCAGGUGACCCAACUUGCGAAUCUGCAUCAAUCACAGUGAGUCCAACAAACAUGACGCAACACAGACACGGCCGUGGUCACCCUGCUGCUAUAUGUGUGAUGUGUGCGCACCUGCUGUACGACCCUUGCGUGGUCGACUUUGUUGGCCACUGCGGUGAGGAGGCCAUUCAGCAGCAGCGGAUACAUCUCCAGGUAAAACGAUAUCGCCCUGUAUGUCACACACACAUUCAGAUGGAUGUCCUGAUCCUCCUCCCUCCCUCCCUCCCUCCCUCCUUAUGCUAUGCGGCCGUUGUGUUCUGUUGUGCUGAAAAGACAGACCUGUAGAAGAGUUCCGAGUUGGAGACCUUCUGCAUGACCGACACGAACUGGUCGUGUGUCCAUGCCGACGGCGAGUGCAGAAUCAUCGUGUUGGCCGCCGCGUCGUACUCGUCAUACGCAGUGUACAGAAACACCGCCUCAGGCCUAAAUGUGUGGUGGUCAACACGUGUGUGUGUGUGUAGUGUAAGUGGUGUGGUGUGUGUGCCUACCCUACCACAGGCAGUGUCGUUCGCAUCCCCUGAUGAUCUUCGGUAUGUUCAUGCGGCUGGCGUUGAGUUUGCAGAAGUCCAUCAGCUUCUCGGGCUUGUACUUGGCGUAGAGGAUGCCCAACUCGGUGUACAGCCCCACGUGCGCACGCUCGCCACCGAUGCCAGAAUCCUGCACAUCAUCACACAACACGACACGCAAGCAACACAGCCAAUAAGGCAAGGCCAGAGCGAUAUAUGCCAUGUGUGUGUGUUGGGCAGCUCACGAGAAGUUGAAUGAGUUCUUCAAAGUAUCCGCCCUUCUCGUAGUGUAGGAUGAGCUCCUCGAGGUGGUCUGGGUGGACGAUGAUGUUCAUGCCGGCGAUCUGUGCGCACCUGAACUCCUUGGCCGCCACGCAGGCAAAGUUGACCUCCUUCCACGUCUUGGGGUUGUUGGCCUUGCGCGCCGCCUCCACCGCCUGGCUGAACUCACCCAAAUGCACGUGACACGACGCUAGCUUGGCGUUGUUAGGAAUCGACUGGAACAAGAUCUUCGCAGCCUGAUGGGAUGCAUCGGAUAUAUCGACACACAAACAGAGCGGAUGUGUGUGAUUGGUCGUGUGUGUGUGUGUGUUUGUGUGCGGCUGCUCUGCGUGCCUUGAAGUGUCCCUCAUCGAAGAGCCUGUCGCCGACUGCCUGGACGUUGGCGGUGUUUGUGCCCGAGAUGAACUCCUCCAUCUCUCCGAGGUUGUCGCACUUGGCGAAGGCGUACACGAGCUCGCUGUCGAUGAUUUGGUCCUUGGUCUUCUGCCGCGCCAUCUGCAGAUACUUGACCAGGUCUUCAUACGUCUCCUCGCGCUCAGCCGCCUACACACACACAAAGCCAAUGCGUGGGUGCAGGGUGGGGUCGCUCUUCGUGUGUGUGUCCACGUCUGUCAUGUCUGUCACCUGGAUGACGUCUUUGUAGUCGCCCGCCUCCUGUGCCUUGAGGUAUGAGUCGAUGGCCUGAGAGACCAGGUUCUGCACCAGCUGGGCCUUGCCUAGCUUGCUCCACACCUCAGGCUCGUUCGCCCUGUGGGUGCACAAUACACGCACACACAAGGCGAUGCGAUCGUACAGGUGACCUGUCUUGUCUUGUCUGUCUAGUGCGUGUCACUGACUGACAGACAGACCGACCUGGCAGCGAACUCGCCCGCCCUGUCGAGGCUCUCCAGGUUCAUCAGCAGCGUGUCCACCGCAUCGCUGUUGAGGUUGAACUGAACCACACAAUGGACACACACACACACACACACACACACGAAUGCAGCCAAGACAGGGAAGCGCAUGUGUGUGUGUGUGUGUGUCGUCCGCAGCACAGACAGCACCUUCUUGUAGAUGGUGAAGGCCUCCUCGUAGAGCUGGUACUGCUCGCCGAGGGCGAUCUUGGCAAUCUCCGGCCCGUCGUAGUUGUUGAGGCGGUUGAUGUAGUCCAUCACGCGCUUCUUGUCGGCCUUGAUGGCCGUCAGAAUCAACAAAUUCUGCAAGUUGCGGUUGCCCGAGAAAUCUAUGUACAUCAACCAACCACGCAAGCAGACACACACACACAUGGGCAGGGCAGGAUGCCCUUCCUUUGUGUGUGGUCCCCUCCCUUCGCUCGUCACCGGAGUUGUGCAGGACGAUUUUCUCGAGCAGCUCGAUCAGCUCCUGCGGCAGGUCGGCGCUGAUGAACGCCUUGACGGUGGCAGAGACCUCGUCAGGGUUGCUGCUCUCGGGCAGGGCCGUCGCCACCACCUGGUCGAUGACGUUGCGUCGGAACUCGUUGUCCACCUUAAGCACGUAGCCCCAGAGGUCCUGGCUCUGACGCUCCACCAGGUACCUCGCCUGCAGCCUGAAGAGGCCGUUCUUGUUGGUCACCUCCACGAGCUCCUCGUCGCAAGACCCCCAGGCCCGCUUGUAGGCCGUGUAGGCCAGAUGGGGAUCGCGGUCCUCGCAGUACUUGCCGACCACCUUGGAGUCGUAAAACGCGUUCGUCUUCAGGAACGUCUCGGGCUCCCUGCAGACACACCGACAAAGGGGUUGAUGCAUUCAUUCCUUGUGUGUGUGUCUGUGUGUGUGUCUGUGUGUGUGUCUCCUCUGUGAUGGUCCCUGACUUGUUGGUGUCGAUGUAGAUCUUGGCGAGGGCGUUGUGUAGGUCUGGUUCCUGGUUGCCCUCGGCCAUGCGAGCCUCGAGCCACGGCAGCAGCAGCCUCAGUCGGUUGCGCUUCUCGACCUCCUCCACCAGGGGGCUGACGGGGCACGCCCCUCGGACGUUCUGCAGCAGGCCCUUGAUGAAGUCCUCGCUGCAGUCCAAAUCGAUCAACGUCCCGAUCACAGUGGGCGCCUGCCACACACACACCACACACACAGCGUGAGAAGAGCUAGUGGGGGGGAGGCGUGUGUGUGUGUGUGUGAGUGUGUUGUGUGCUGGCUGACCGACCUGUUGUGGGUUGACUUUGACGACGUAGACCUCGAUGUACUUCAUGAGGGAGUUCUUGUAGAGGUACUCCGCCAGCUCGCCCACAAAGUUGUGCAGGUCGCACACGUAGAUCAAAGGGCGGGGGUCAGGCAGCUUCGCUUGCUGCACCACCAAACAACACAACACACACAUCCAAAGACCGUCACGCACACCCACACCCACACCGAGCCCAGCCCACCUUGAGGAACUCCUUGACCCUGACAGGGUCGUAUGCGUUGGAUUCCCGACAGACCCUCUCGACCUCCUGCAUGUGGUUGAGUUUGGCGCACGCCUCGAUGUACUUGAAGUGCACGUCAGCGUCGUUGUUGAAGGCCAGGAUGGCCCCCAGGAAGUAGAAGAUGCCCUCCCAGCUGCCGAAGCUCUCGAAGAGCUCCACCAGCUUCAAAGCGCCGAUCUGCUCCUGGUACUUGAUCGCACACUGCCACACAGACAGACGGGCACAGAUACAGACACAGGUGGGUGCAUUGAUUGCGUUGAGAGUUCUGUGUGCCAGGCCUGCCCUAGUGUGUGUGUGCAAGGGGAUUGACUGUACUGACCUGCACGACGACUUGCAGGUUUUGUCUGUUGUGCCUGAGCAGCUCGUAGAGUGACUCCAGACACACCUCAGGUGGCAUGCGGCCGAAGAACGUCGUCAGCCACUCGGGAUUCAGGCCGUGGGUGUUCAACAUCACCUGACGCACACAGAUAAGUGGGUGCCACCGGUGGGUGUGGAGGUGCCCCCUGUGAGUGUGUGGAGUGGAGACAGGGCAGACCCACCCUCUUGAUGUCCUGCACGUCGGUGUAGUGCUCCAGUGCCCGCUGGUACAGGCCGGCCUUCUCACACAGCUGGGCGAUCGUCUGCCUGUCGUAGUGGGUGAACAGGUCCAUCUGGAAUAUGGUCUCAGCCACCUGGGGCGCCUGCACCAACGACACACACACCACACACACCCACAGCCAUUCAUUGCCCACUGUCUCUGUGUGUGUUGAUGUGUGGUGUGUGUCUCUUGCGUGAGUACGUGCAGGAGAUUCAUCUCGAGCAGUUUGGUCUGGAGGUACCCCUCCUCGGGCUUGUUGUUCUUGAGGUGGUCGAGGAGGAUUGAGGUGAACUCCUGCAGCCUGUUCUGGCUCAGCAUCACCUCCACCACACUGUUGAUGUCGAUCAGGGGCGGGUCGUUGUCCAGCAGCUGCUUGGCGAACGUCACGGCGCCCUCGGGAUUCACCAUCAGCAUGUUGCGCAGAAUGAACGAGUAGUCGGCCUGCACGCAUACACAGCGACGCAUGCCGUUGUGGCGUCUGUGUGCGUCUGUGUGUGUGUAUGUGUGUGUGUGUGUACCGACCUGGUAGUUGACCUUCUUGGCGUAAGCGACGAUCUGCUCGUAUUGCCCUUGCUCGGUGAAACACUUGAUGACCUUGGCAGACGCGUUCGCCCUGCACACACACACACACGUACGUCGGAUGCACCUGUAGCGUAGCGAGGAGCAGCGUGUGUGGAUCGUGUGGUCUGACCUGAGGUAGAUCGAGAGUGCGAGUUUGCCGUCGAGCGGAGCGACGAUGUCUCCGAGCUCUUCGGUGCACUCGAGCUUGUCUUCCCUCAACCAACGCUCGAUGAACUCGCGACGGUUCUGACCAUCCCGCCACACAGAGACGUCCACACGUCCACCUGAGCCUCCAUGUCCCUGUGCGCGUCUCCUCACUGACCUGCGCGACGACCGGUCUGACGAGCUCGAUCGACUCCAUGGCGUUCAGCUUGCCCAUCUAAUCGACCACACGAUGACAAUGACACGCAGUCACAUUAGCUAUCUAUGCAUCCCUUCACCCGCCCCACUGGUCAGCUCACCUCAAGCAGCGCUGAGAAGUACUGCAGGAUGGGCGACGACUGGCCAGGCGGCGCCUGGACGCUCUUGAACUGCUGGAUAAUCUGGGGGGUGCGAAGGGCGCCGGAUGCGCACUGGGCCGCCACCUUGGCCGCCUCCUUGUACUCGCCGCGGGCAAACGCCUGGUUGAACUGCUGCACGAACAACUCGUCGGCACCUGCAGGCACCAAAAGAACCAACAAGGGGGUUGAGGGAGAGGACACACACGCGGAGAAAUGAGAGACUGGUGCGUGCGCUGCGCUGGGCGUGGCGUCCGUGUGUGUUCAUGGCCGACCCGGGCCGACCCGACCUACCUGGUAUUUUGAAUUUCUUGGCGAGCCCGAAGGCGAUGUGUGUGGCGUUGGGCAGGUGCCUGAGGUUGGUCUGAAUGUAGUUGACCAGCGUGUCGGCGUUGACCGUAGCUGUCAACACCUGCAGGUCAGUUAUGCGCACAAACGAGAAGGGCCAACACGUCACGUGCAUCAGUCACAGCUGUGUGUGCCCUCUGGCGGUGGUGCGGUGUGUGCCGCUGCCUGCGUACGUCUCCUUUUCUGUUGACGACGAGCACGCCCCCAUUCGUGGCGUUGUAGGCGGAAAUGAAGAUCGUGUCAUUCGAGAUGCGGUUCCUGCAGCCCACACAAACACACACACAACACGUCAACACGACGCGCACUCAGCUAUGAGCAGGAUCAGUCAGCUGUCUGUCUGUCUGUCUGUCUCGCUGGGCUGACCUGAAGAGCAUGGCCCCCGAGUAGAUGUCGAACAUGAAGAUGUAGCCGGCCUUAGUGAUCAGGAACAACACACCGUACUUGUCGCUCAUCUGCACAAGUCACACCACAUCACACCAUGACGUCAGCUUCCCACCAUGCUCGGUGAGCGAGUCGAGUCUUACGUGCAUGGAAACGGCGAAGUCGUUUGGGGCCUCGGGGGGGUAGGUGACCUCCGACGUGACUUUGAAAGGCGCGGCGUGGCCGUCCAAUUUCUGCUUGUAGAUGUCCAUGAUGUGCAGCCUCGUCUGCGUCUGACCCUCCUUGCGCUCCACAAAGGCGAAUAGCUGACGGUCGGCCUGCCCAUCCUCCAACUGUGGGACAAACCAAUGAUCCACUCAUUCCACUCCUUCUUUCGCUUGUUCGCUCAUUUGCUUGCCUUCAUCAUAGCGAAGUUGCCGGCAUGUCCCUCGAGGACCUGCUGCUGCUUCUUCUCCACAGAAUACAGCACCAUGUGACCGUCGAUCGUCUUGCCCUGGUCCUGAACACACACACACACACACGGCAAUGCUGCUCACAUGCAGCUGGGGUGGGCUGGCUGGCUGCCUUGUGGUGCGCUCUGUCUGGAGCGAGGGAGGGAGGGAGUGACCUGAGUGGAGAUGCCCGUGAGCAGGCACCACUUCUGCUGUGAGUCGACGGCAUAGUUGAUGAUCUGCGUGUUGGACUCGGCCAGCUUGCCGCUACGAUCAAAGAUCUUCGCCGGCGUAGAGUUGGCUGCACACACACCACACCAUGGACACGCGCAAGUGAUAUGGAUUGCCUUGCCAUGGUCUGUCUGUCUGUGCCUGGCCUGUCUGUUAUGUGUGUGUCGGUUUGACCUUCAAGUGUCCAGUGGUAGAUGGAUUUGUCGGAUACGAGUGCGAGUGCCCUGUCGGUGAUCCACUUCCAGAAGACAAUGCUCUCGCCGAACUGGUGCACCCCCAGCUUCUCCUUGGUGUCCAGGUUGAACACCUGGAUGAAGUGACCCGCCUGGCCCUCAGUCUUACCUGCAUGAAACACACACACAUACACAGAUGGAGAGCCCGCAUGUGUCAGUGGACUGACUGUAUGCCAGCCAACCAACCUUUGAGUGCGAUGAUGUUGUCUUUGGGGUUCAUGAGUGAGGCCUCGGCCUUCAUGGGUUUGCGGUUGAUGGAGUUGUUGGCGUGCAUGUCGAUGACCGCCACUUGGCUGCUGCCGUCCUGCGCCUGGUCCUUGACACAGAUGAACCGGUCGCUCUCCAUCGUCAGCAAACCGAACCGAAACCCAUUCGGAUUCACACCCAUGUCCGCCAACUGACCAACACAAUACAACGCAACACAACACAAUCACACACAAACUUUACCUGUGUGUCGGGCGCCGCCUGGUUAAAUGUGUGUUUGUGUGGCGGUUACGUUCAUGACGGGCGUGAGUGUGACGGGCACCCCUGCCAUGGUGGAUCUGCACACACACACACACCGCGGCACACACAACACAGAUGCAGCAAAGCAACGAACGGCCUUGGCCAAAAGGGCAGCCGUCAGCGUCACUCGGUGCAGAUCACUCAAGCGAGUCGCGACUGAGCGCACCUGGCUGUGUCUGUUUUCCAAUGUGCCUGAUCUACCUCGGCUCUCGUGUGCUGCGCUCACCGGCACGUCAGGAAAACGCCCUGGUGGUCGCCUGUGUGGGAGAGUGUCUCCGCACAAGUUGUGCCUCACUCAAGGAGGCCGCUCAGAAUCCAGCUCGCAAUCGAACAAACCGAUGCUUGCACCAGGCCACGAUGCAGCACACAAGGGCUGAAGCGGUGCAAAGCCUGAUGUCAACUGCGAGCUCCAGCUGCAGAUCUGCCUCAAAGCUCGCAAUUUGAAACAAGGGCCCAGGCAGGAAGCGAGGCGGCUGUGGCAGCGAGAGGAUGAGCAGGCAAGCGACAGACUGCUGGGCUGUUCGUUUAUGGCAGAUCUUGCGAGUGGCACUGAUGAGCCUUCUGGGCGGGCACUUGUGGACGCCUGAUGCGUUGGCGAGGGCGACAGCGAGGACUACUGCUGCCUUCGUUAAUAAGCCUUUCUCACACCCUGGCUCUUCACGGCAGCCACCAAGAUGGAGAACACGGAGGAAGCUCAGUGGGCUGAGGCUGCAGCAGGAGGGCUGCGAUGCAGGUGUUGCUGCUCUGAGCCGGCGGAGGCUUCACGACAUGCGGCUGCUCGCAUCGCUGUCGACCUUAUGUGUUGGUUCGAGGGCCUUGGCUGAACCUGGUGGCGAUGGAUGGGAGGAGGUUGAGUCGUCGAGGACGCGCUUCAGGUUCCGCGUGCCGCCCGGCUUCAAACCAGCAUCAAAGCUGCUCAAGGUAGGGAGGGAGGGAAACGAAGGAAGGAGCAACCUUGGGCGGGCAU